AUGCCCAACAACAAUUCGACUUUGGACGAUGGCUUCCGGCAAUUGAACUACAAGGACCUCGCCCAUGCAAUCAAUUGUACUGCCUGGUGGAUUGAGGAGAACUAUGGCCGCAGUGACAAAUACGAUACUUUGACCUUCAUCGGUGCCAACGAUAUUCGAUACCUGGUUAUGAUCACGGCCUGCAACAAGACUGGCUACAGGCCGCUACUCUCAUCGACCCGGAACUCGGACGAAGCAAACAUGAGCCUCUUCGACGCUACCGACUGCUCACGUUUAGUAUGCACUGCCGAGAGAAGCCAGAAAGCGUUGGAACUCCAGAACCUUCGUCCCGGCCUGGAUGUGAAGGAGCUUCCUACCUUUGCCGAGAUGCUCGAAUCGCAGACCUCCUUCUACCCAUUCUCCAAGACGUACGAAGAAAUCGAGAACGACACCGCUUUUAUCAUCCACAGCUCUGGUACAACAGGACUACCCAAACCGGUAUACCUCACCUUCGGCUUCAUCGGUGCUCUCGAGCAGAUCCCAAGCCUGCCUGUUCCCUCAGGACGGGUUUGGGGAAUGCCCUACAUCCUCGAACCUGGCAACAUCAUCACCACCACGCCGUUCUUUCAUCUCAUGGGUCUUACUAUCUUCUUGCUAUCUGCCUUCCAUGACAUCCCAUUCCUUCUUGCUCCCGACAAGCCCAUGUCAGCCGAACUUGCGACAGAUAUACUGAACGUGGCCAAACCCACGGCCGCGAUGUUCCCACCCUCCAUUCUGGAGGAUAUGACCAAGUCUCCUGCCUCGAUGGAAGCACUCUCUAACCUGCGCUAUGUCUUCUUUGCCGGUGCGCCUCUGUCGCCGGAAGCAGGAAACCAUAUCAUUGGACACACCCGCUUGGUCAACUGGAUCGGAAGCAGUGAGUCUGGCUUCAUGCCUACUCUGCUCCCCGAGCAUGAGGAGGACUGGACGUAUUUCGAAUGGAAUCCAUCCUACGGCCUCGAAAUGCAGCCGACAGGCGAAGGCAUCUAUGAGCUAGUGAUCCCCAGACCCGCGAAUAUCAAAAAGCAUGCCAUCUUCCACACUUACCCCGAUUCGACUGGCUAUCACACCAAGGAUCUCUUUGCGCCACACCCAACGCGGCCCGGUUUGUGGAAGUACAUUGGUCGUAAUGAUGAUGUGCUUGUGCUUAGCAAUGGAGAGAAGCUCAAUCCGAUCACCAUGGAGAAAAUCAUCGAAGGACACCAUUUGGUCUCGCGUGCUCUAGUCAUUGGUCAAGGCCGGUUCCAGACUGCAUUGCUCGUCGAGCCUAACUGGCAUCUCUGGAGCGAGGACAAGCCGGUCAAUGGACUCAUCGAGAGCAUCUGGCCCACGGUGCAGAAAGCUAACCAGGCCGGACCGGCUCAUGGGCGGAUUAUGAAGAGCAAAAUCGGUGUUGCCUUCCAAAGCAAACCGUUCGGGAUCACACCCAAGGGCAGCACCAGGCGCCGGCAAACCAUGCAGAACUAUGCUGAGGAGAUCGAUGCCAUUUACAACAGCGAGGAUAGUGAGGGAGCUGACUUUGAGCUGCCCAAGGACGCUGAUCUAUCGACCGUCACGGCGUACUUGCGGAGCAUUGUCUCGCAUGUUCUCGACUCCUCGGAUCUGUCUGACCAAACCGACUUCUAUGCGGCUGGUCUCGACUCGCUGCAGACUAUGCAACUCAGCAAUGUCCUUCGCAAGGCUCUGCAGUCUCACCAGUCCCCAGAUAGCUCCCGGUCCAUCUCGUCGCAGGACAUCUAUGCAAACCCCACCAUCGAGCUUCUCGCCCGUCUCGUCUAUGGACUGAUGCGUGGAUCCGUUGAGGGUGGCGUGUCCCGGACUGAGAAAAUCAGCUCGCUUCUCGAGAAGUACACCAACGAUCUUCCAGUACAGACACAGGAUGCGCACAACACGAGUGACAAGCACAGAGUCAUCCUCACCGGAUCGACCGGCUCCCUGGGCAACUACAUCCUCAGCGCCCUCCUACAGGACCCGACAAUUGCCAAGGUGUACUGCCUUAACCGGUCCGAAGCUAAGGAACGACAGAUCAAGAGCUUCGAAGAGAAAGGCCUGACUUUCGGUCCCGACCCCCAGAACAGAGUCGAGUUCCUCCAAGCAUCGUUCGGCGCAGAGCAAUUCGGCCUGCCUGCCGACAAAUAUACCGAGAUGCUGCAAAGCGUCGACACCAUCAUCCACAACGCCUGGCGCGUCGACUUCAACAUCACCGUCGACUCCUACGAAGACGUGCACAUCCGCUCCGUCCGCCGCUUCGUCGACUUCUCCCUGCAAAGCACCCACCACACACACAUCCACUUCGUCUCUUCCGUGGCCACCAUCGGCGCCUGGAAGGCUUCUAACGGCCCUGCUGUCCCCUCCGCCCCCAUCGAGAACACCGACGUCGUCCUCCCCCAGGGCUAUGGUGAGUCCAAGCAUAUUGGCGAGCGGAUCUGUCUCGAAGCCUCCCGCCGCUCUGGCGUACCCACCACCGUCCACCGCGUGGGCCAGAUCGCCGGUCCAACGAGCGAGAAGGGUCUCUGGUCCCGCCAGGAAUGGGUUCCCACUAUCGUCGCAACCUCCAAAUCGCUGGGCAAAGUCCCCGACGCACUGGGCUCGACACCCGUCGACUGGAUCCCUGUUGACUCGCUCGCAUCCAUCAUGCUGGACCUGAUCACUACCCGUCGCGAAACCCAGUCGCACAACGGUUCCCGCUGCGCGGUCUUCAACCUCGUCAACCCCACCAUUACAACCUGGGACACUCUUCUCCCCGCCAUUCAAGCCGUGUACCCCGUGCAGGUUGUCCCGAUUGCGGAGUGGAUUAAUGAGCUCGAGAAAAUCGAGAACCCGACUGCGGAGCAAAUCCAGGAGAAGCCUGCGCUUAAACUGCUCGAUUUCUACCGCGCGCUGGCGGAUGGUGAAGAGGGUGCGUUGUCGGUGCCGAUUGAUGUCGCGGCGACGAAGGAGGCGAGUAAGACGAUGAACUCGUUGGGUGCUAUCUCAGGAGCGUUGAUGGGUAAUUGGGUGGCGCAGUGGAGGUUUUAG
Molecule: messenger RNA, 3036 nt
Organism: Aspergillus glaucus CBS 516.65
Lineage: Eukaryota; Fungi; Ascomycota; Eurotiomycetes; Eurotiales; Aspergillaceae
Product: putative NRPS-like enzyme
Exons: 3
Coding region: 1-3036 (1011 amino acids)
Molecular function (GO): phosphopantetheine binding
Source: RefSeq, a predicted model, not a curated record